UUUUAAGCCUUGUCCAAUUGCUACAAAAGCAUAAAUCAACAGAAAUCAUACGAAGUAAACAUUAACCUCAGCCUCAGAGUAGGAUGGCUACUUAAGCUGAAGGUGCAGAAAAGGCAUGGGAGAAAACAGUUCCUCAGUCUGACAGAGCUCUGUCUGCCUGGGAUCAGCCACACUCCUGAUGCAGAUGGACAAACUCCCUCCAGAAGUGGAAAUCCUCAUCUCUUUCUUCUUCCUUAUCUUUGCUGAGAUCCUCAUCAGCUCAACAUCUUCAUCUUCCUCUUCAUUCCAGAAACAAAGGAAAACUUUUUAAUGAAAAUAAUGAUGAAUUUGGCACGUUGGAUUUUAGGAGACCUCAUUCCUUUACAGGAAAUACUUCCCUGAGGAAGUACCACCUACACCAAGUGGUCAGCAGAAAGACCAUAUAUGAGGUCAUAAAAGACCUUGAUGCUUGCAGACUGCAAGACAAAAGCAAAUUAUUGUUUUCUAUUAUGAGAAAAGAUACCACUAUUUUUUCACAGACACAAGUGAAAUCUUCACAAAUGAGAGUCAGUGUCACAUGACCUUGAAAAUGUAAGAUCAGUCAACAAUCAACAAGUCAUUAUAAUAUAAAAUGUAUGCUAUGUUAAACUCUUAGAUUUCACUUAGAACGUGUUUUGUACCUAAACAUCUUUAGUUCCAGUGCCCGUGAUUUUGUUAUUCAGGAUUUCAUUUUGAGUUUUGGAUUGUAACAAAUUCAAAUCAAAUCUAAAAGAAACCACUGAGUUUCUCUAGGUGUGAAAGUAAACUGCAGAUGGCUUCAGUCAUCCACAAUGAGUCCAGUGUGGCUCAAGCUGGCUUAGAACCAAGGCUGAUUUUCAGCUCUUUACACAAAACUGUUUGACACACCUCAUGGAGGUGGGGUUCAUGUGUUUGUCCAUUUUGCAGCAAGUAUUUCUUACAAAGCUCUAUUAAAAAAUAAUUCCAAGAUCUCCUUAAUUAAGUAAUAAUUCUUUAAACAUGAAAUCAUGCACAACUGCCAGUGUAGCAGCUUUUUCAAGAAUUUAGCUGACAUUUCCAACAGAAAUGGUCAAAUUCGUGGAUUUCACAAAAAUCCGGGAAGUAAGCUCCUAUAAUUAAUUUCUCUAAAAUUGUAAUAAGGUGAAAUAGUACCAUGGCUCAGAAUCACCAGAAAUCCCUCAAAAUGUAAGAGAAAUUUCACUGUGAGCUGGUGGGAUUUGCUGCUAUUUGAGGCCCUCAGUAAUGAUUUUCAAGGGGUGAAUCCUUAUGACAGCCUCCUUACACCUCACUACAAUUUGAGAAAAAAUACAUAAUGAAAAGGAAACACUGACAUUUUGAAACAGUAGCCAAGAGAUAUGCAAGCAGUUACAAUGUCAGUGUUCAAGAGAAAAUACAAAAAAUGCCAAAUCAUUCUAAACACUCCUGCCAGCCAGGAUAAACAGCAUUUGCUAUGCAGUUAUACAGACAAUAGUUGGAGUUACACAAGUUACUAAGGUUUUAAUAUUAACAUGCACUUUUUUCUCAUUUAUUUAGACUCACAGGAUUUGCAGUGAACCCCUCUGUAAAUAAUUACAUUCUCUGUUUUAUAAACUGAAAAUACUGCUGAGGGUGAGCUUGAGCAUUUACUGAGGACCUCAGUAUAAUCUCAUUUCCCCAUUUGCCCCCACCAGGACAGGCCCCUGGCAUGAGGAGAAUGAGCAAAGACUUUGAAGGCAAAAAAGCACAGGGCACCAGCCACACAGGAAAAGCACAGGGCACCAAUCACACAGGAAAAGCACAGGGCACCAGCCACACAGGAAAAGCACAGGGCACCAGCCACACAGGAAAAGCACAGGGCACCAAUCACACAGGGAAAGCACAGGGCACCAGCCACACAGGAAAGCCCCAGGCAAACCAAGCUGUUUUUCCCAGUGCUGGCUCCAGUGGAAGCUACACAGAACUACAGCUGGAGCUUUACCUCAAAAGAAAGGAGCCUCUGGGAAUCAAAGGGGAUUUUUCACUGCCUGCAACACUGAUUUUGAAGCCAUUCUGUGUCAAAAGUGAAACCUGAAGUAGGAAGAUCCUGAUGAUCCUAUCCCAAUUCAUUAGGGCAUAUUUACAUUUUUGAUAACUUUCAUGAGUCCUAGACUCUUACUACUUUUUCACCACACCUGGUCAACAUCCCCAUAAACACCAGACAACAAAUACCCUUCCUCAGCACAAUCUAGCUGAUUCAUAAGGCCAGAACAAAAUUAGCAAAAUCAGCCUCUGAAAUUUGCCUAUUUUUCUUCUAAUUACAAUAUUUACAUUUCAAAGAAUCUGAAACAGAACACCACAUACUUUACUUAUUAAUAAAUAACAGUAGCUAAACCUUAGACCAGCUGCUUUUUGUUUUCUGUAGAUAAUGGCAGAUAUACACACUAGUGUAUAUCAUAGAAGUAAAGCAUUUUACUGCUCCUGGAAACCUAUUUGGAUUGUUUUGCCUGAACUCUUCUAGUUUCCCUUUCCAAUGCCCUCACUGGUCCCCAGAUGCAAAUUUUCUCUGCUUUGAAACCUUCCCCCUGGAGACUGGACUAGAUGUAAUUAUUUCCUGAAAUAUUUAAUCUGGCAGCGUUAACUUUGGCCAGUCGAAGUAAAUAUAAGUGAGUGAAGAUGAAAUAGUCAAAAUUUAACUCUGAUCCCUGAAGCCAAAUGCCCAGUGCUGCAGCAGCAGGCAGGAGACAGAGAGACACAAGCCUGUGAUGACAAAGACACACCACAAGCUGGACAGCCAGCCCUCAGGCAGAGAUGACUGGUUUCCUUUCAAACCUGGUUCAGUACCAGGGGCUCUUUCGAAUGAUCACUGUCCUGGGGAUUGGUGGCACAUUCCAAAUUGGCUUUCAAAUUUCCACCAUCACCUACAUGUCUCAGCAUGUUAAGGCUUUCAUCAAUGAAACCUGGCUGGAGCGCUAUGGCUAUCCCAUCCAGCAGGAUAACCUCCUGCUGCUGUGGUCUAUCACCGUGUCCAUCUUUGGGAUAGGAGGGCUCUUGGGCUCUUCAGGAAGCAGAUACCUCACUGUCAAAUUUGGCAAAAAGAAAUGUCUCUUGUGCAACAACGUGCUGAUGAUAGUGGCAGCAUCCAUCAUGGGCUGCAGUAAAAUAUCCCAGUCCUUUGAGAUGAUUCUAAUUGGACGCUUCAUGUGUGGAGUAAGUGCAGGUCUUUGUGUUCCUCUACAUCACCAAUAUGUUGGAGAAAUUUCCCCUAGGAAGCUCCGUGGAUUUGCAAACUCUACUUCCUCUUUCUUUUGGACUUUGGGAAAAGCCAUAGGGCAAAUUUCAGGACAAAGGGAGCUGCUGGGCAGCCAGUCGCUGUGGCCCGUGCUGAUGGCCUCCUGUGGCCUCCCAGCACUGGUCCAGCUGGUCGCACUUCCCUUCUUCCCAGAGUCCCCACCCUAUCUCCUCAUGCAGAAAGGAGACCAGGAAGGCUGCAAAAAAGCCAUAAGGCAGCUUUGGGGUGAAGGCCAACACCAAGCAGAGAUUGAUGACAUCAUGAAAGAGAAAGCAACAAUGAAAAACACCAAGAUCUUGAGUGUCCUGGAACUAGUGAAAGAACCAGCUUUCCGUUGGCAGCUGUACAUGAUAGUUACUCUGACCGCCACAAUUCAGCUAUGUGGCAUCAAUGCAAUUUAUUUUUAUACUUUUGAAGUCCUCGAGGCAGCUGGCUUUGAUGAAAAAAUGGCCUCCUACAUGACCCUCUCUAUUGGACUCUCUGAACUCGUAGCUGCUGUAGUCUGUAGCUCCAUCAUUGAGAGGCUGGGCAGGAAAGUGCUCCUAAGAGGAGGCUACUGGAUCAUGGGUUCACUGCUAGCUGCUAUCACCGUGACUCUGUCCCUGCAGGACUGGUACUUCUGGAUGCCAUACUGCAGCCUUGCUCUCAUUAUCCUGUUUACAGUUGUCUUUGCUGUUGGGCCAGGUGGUGCCACGGUUUCCACCAGGGUUGAAAUUUUCAAGCUGUCCUGCAGACCCCCUGCCUUCGUGAUCAGCGCUGUUCUGAACUGGCUGGGGGUGUUUGUGAUCGGCACCACGUUCCCAUUCAUCGUGGAAAGACUGAAGCACUUCUGCUUCCUCAUCUUUAUGGUGGUACUUUUCACUUCAGGGAUGAUUAUCCACCUGUUCCUUCCAGAAACAAAAGGGAAAUCAAUCAUGGAAAUCACAGAAGAAUUCGAUAAGCUAAACUUUAAAAACAAGCAUAUUCCAGCAACUCCAAAUCAUGUCACAGAGGAUUACACCUUCUGCACCAGGCUUUGACUGACCAUAACGGAGAAUCAGGUUUUUGUAAAAAAAAGUAGGAAAAAAAAAGACAUUUGCCAUUUUCUGACUAACAAGUUGCUCCAAAUGGACUGUCAGCUUUCCUAUCUGUCACUUACAAGGUUCCCAUUUUGCCAAACCAGCUUCUUUCUCAAGCACUCCACUCUGGGCAGCUCUGAAAAGUGAUAAGGGCUGAUAUUAACAGGAUAGACUUGUGUGAAUCAUGAGCAUUUUGGCUUAACGUGCUGGUGUGUAAAUCUCUUCUUAACAGAGCAACUAAUACACACUGAAACUACACAUGUAGAAUUUAUAAACACUCUGCUGACCACAGAGAAAGGAAAGACCUGUGAUCCUCUCUCUCUAUGAUUUUUGAGUAUGUUUUUACAGCACUGAAAUGGGAACAGUGAAGUUCUUGGCUUGCUGUCUCUGGCUAGUGUUCAAUCCACAACAGAUUAAAGAAAAAAAUUAGUGGAAUAGGAGACAAAUUCUUUGUUUCUCUAGAUUCAACUGAAUGACCAAACCUUGCCAGGUUCCCAUGCACAGUGCCAUGCUGUCCUUGUGUAGUGUCUCGUUUGACAGGCUUCAACCAUUUCAGAUUGUCUUUCAGCAGCAAUCGAGCUAAAAGGACUGAUGGAGAGAGUCCAGCCACCAUAAACCCCAAGCACCACAGACAUUUUAGAUACUCUGUGCUCUCCUGCCCAUCACUGCUGUCAUCUCAAGCCUGCAGCUCUUCCUCCAGGAGAAGAAUUUCCACAGAUAUCUCAAGGACUGUGAACCCCACAGCAGCUGAACUGCUAUUUUCUUCCUGUGACUUUUGCCUACCUGGAACCUGUUUACUCCAGAAGAGCUGCCUCAGACUGGAAUGGAUUGAAUCAGAAACUUUUUUUUUUUUAAAUAUACAGGCCCAUGGGACAUUUCUUUUCUUUAUAAGGUGUCCAACAUUCUGUGUGUUUCCCUCUAUUAAUGAGAGGCUCACACAGUUCUAGAAGGAAAGCAAUACUAUGAGGAAGAACAUGAACAAAGCUAAGGCUUACUGUGAGGCACACUAUACAAUUUAAAUCCAAACUCUUGACUUGCACUGUAAAAUUAAUGGUUUUACCUCUGCUUUUGCUUUGAUUGGCAUAUUUACUUCAACUCAAAUAAGGUUAUUCAAAUUGAGAAUUCAAUUGUUCAUUUUAACUGCUGCUUAUUUUUAAUUGCAAAUGGUAACCAUAAUAAAAAUGGCAGAUUGCCUUGUAAUAAAA
This is a messenger RNA of Passer domesticus (house sparrow), 5507 nucleotides long. RefSeq names its product solute carrier family 2, facilitated glucose transporter member 11-like. The record is from RefSeq and is a predicted model, not a curated record. Gene Ontology annotation, biological process: monosaccharide transmembrane transport. Gene Ontology annotation, molecular function: hexose transmembrane transporter activity. NCBI's taxonomy places the organism in Eukaryota, Metazoa, Chordata, Aves, Passeriformes, Passeridae. Gene Ontology annotation, cellular component: plasma membrane. The transcript has 13 exons. Bases 2764 to 4263 code for a protein of 499 amino acids.